Molecule: messenger RNA, 1401 nt
Organism: Selaginella moellendorffii
Lineage: Eukaryota; Viridiplantae; Streptophyta; Lycopodiopsida; Selaginellales; Selaginellaceae
Exons: 2
Coding region: 166-1299 (377 amino acids)
Biological process (GO): regulation of phenylpropanoid metabolic process; negative regulation of cytokinin-activated signaling pathway
Molecular function (GO): protein binding
Source: RefSeq, a predicted model, not a curated record
CUAUCACUUUGAGAGCUCAAGGCCGAUACGUGGCCUACGAGAGUAUCGACACCGAAAGGCGCCGGAAACACAGCCGCUGAUUCGAAAGCUUUUCACUUGUCGGAAACGCUACGGUGACAAGUUGGACGACAAGUUUGACAAAUCGUGCACAGUGCAGAGCAAUAAAUGGAGAUUGCCUUGCAAACGAACAACCAAAUGGAUUUCAUUCCCGACCUCUUCGACGAGUUGGUGCUCGAGAACAUCUUGCCAAGGCUACCUUGGUACACUCGCCCGGUGUGCCGAGCAGUCUCCAGCUCCUGGAAAGCUCUCGUGGACAGCGCUCUACGCGACGAUCAUCUCAUCAGCAGCACUCGCGACUUCCAGCUCCCGCUGCUCCGAGACGCUCCAGUGGUCUGUCUGGGAAACGAAUACGAGGUACUCGAAGCUCUCAUUUCGGACAGGUCACGGGGGUCACAGGUGUGGCGGAAGCUCCCGCCGAUAGAGAAUCUACCCGAGGGACGAGCAAAGAUUGUUGCAUGGUCCGGCAUGGUUCUCGUGUGGACUUUGGCACCAGGCAAGUGCUGGUCACCUUCGAGAGAUCUCAUCUUUAAACUCGACGUCGGUGGUGCUAAGUGGACGUGGGACGUGAUUCCGGCCAAAAACUCCAGUAACUGGUUCGACGCCAUCGCUUUUAGUGGCAAGAUAUACUCGACCUGGGAAAACAGGGGAUCUCCCUAUAGCCUCCGUGCUCCUGUCAAGCUGGACGUCAGGGUAUUUGAUAUGAAGGUGGACGCGUGCAACGCUAUUGGAAAGUGGAAUUUUUCCAACAUUGCGGUGGCGCUCUCGCCGGCUGGCGACGAAAACUUGUAUGGUCUACAGUGGCACAAGGAGACAGUGGAACUCAUGCGCUACGAUGCUGCGUCGAGUACGUGGAAGCCCCAAGAGGAGAUACCAAGGCAGACAGAGCACAGGAACUCGACGCUCACGGUAGUGAGUGGUGAUUGCUUUGAUCCUCCAGUGAAGCUGGGAAUCAAUGCCAUCACUUACGGUUACCUCGAUGGCAAUGCUAUACACUGGUAUAACUCGGCAGUGCAAAAGACUUGGAUGGCGAUUGCGGAGAACAGGCCCGAAGAAGCAGCGAGUUUCAAGGUUUUUGUGAUCCGAGGCGUCCUUUACGCAGGCUCGACGUCGAUCGAUCCGAAGAAAAUUAAACGCUGCAAGAUUUUCGAAGGAAAGAUAGAUGUGGCAAGCAGGAGGAUGGUGUGGGAACCAGUUGCUGGCUUUCCCGUGGCGAUCACUUGCUUCACUCGGAUGACUUAAGUAUGAGUAUGUCCCUGUUUCUUCGAUGCGAUUGAUCCUUUGUCUCGGUUUUUCCACCGCUGGCCGCCGCUAUACCAAUGUAAUUUUGUCCUCUUUUUCUUG